Scomber japonicus (chub mackerel) is the source of this 1288-nucleotide messenger RNA. RefSeq lists its product as uncharacterized. The transcript has 2 exons. NCBI's taxonomy places the organism in Eukaryota, Metazoa, Chordata, Actinopteri, Scombriformes, Scombridae. The record is from RefSeq and is a predicted model, not a curated record. The coding region runs from base 967 to 1197 and encodes 76 amino acids. Gene Ontology annotation, cellular component: cytoplasm.
UGUAUGUGUUAUAUAAUGACAUAUAAUGGUUUUCAAAAACAACAAUAUCACAAGUCAAAGUCUUGCAUUCAAAAUGACUAAAGUACAAAAUUAUUUUUUGUGCAGGAAGAAUGUGUCAUACUUUAUAAUGCAUUAUUGGAUUAUUUAUGUGUAAACAGAUUUUUUAAAUCUGUAAAUUGCCUACUAACUGUAACUGUCAGCUUUAUGUAAUGAAGUAAACAGUACUGCUGAAAUGUUGAGUAGAAAUAUAGAUUAGCAUAAACUGGAAAUGGAGUAAGCAGUAGUAAGCAAUAGUAGCAAAUGCAGUAGUGGUAGUGUGUGUGUGUGUGUGUGUGUGUGUGUGUGUGUGUGUGUGUGUGUGUGUGGCUGUGUGGCUGUGUGUAUAUGUGUGUGUGUGCGUUUGUGCUUUAACAAUCAAAGCCGACAGGCUACAACUGGAAUGACAGUGAGUCAAGUGGGUGUGCCCAUGCAGGCAGGUAAGCCGUGUUCAAACCUGCUCACCUUGUCUGAUGUCUCAGCAAACCAGCACCACAUACCUGCAUUUUGGAUACUGGAGCAUUCUCUGUUUUGCCACUUCGCUCUACACUUCUCUCAAAAAGCCUGUAUAUGUGUAUCUAGAUUAGAUUGUUAUUGUUAAAAUAGCAGAUAUGACAGUCAAAGUGUUUUUCAGCAGUGUGAGUGGUUCUCUAGAGGUACAGUAUGCUGUCUUUAUUAUUUUACCUAUACGCAUAUUGAUACUUUAACAUAUUGGUAAGACUGAACAACAUGUUAUGUGGGAUGUUGAAUUAAGUACGUCAUACUCAGUGAGUAACAGUGGGUAGAUAUUUUCUAUUUUAUUUAUGUAACAAACAAAUUGUAGCUGCUCAGUACAGACAGUGAAAUGAACGUUACUUGCAACUGCAUAAGUCGAACGGCUGGACUUUCACAUUUUUGCAAACUAUCAACUGGUGAAAAUCUCUCCUCCAGAUGAAGAAAAAUCAGGAACGAAUCUUUUCGAUCCUGACUUCCAAGAAGAUCCCCUUCGAGGCUGUGGAUAUUUCUCAGAAUUCUGAAGACAAGGAUUUAAUGAGGAAGAGGGCAGGGAACCCGACUGCACUGCCACCUCAAAUAUGCAAUGGGGACGUAUACUGUGGGGACUUUGCUGCGUUUGAAAAUGCAAUUGAGAUGGAACAAUUGGAGGAUUUUCUCAAAAUCUGAAAGGUCCAGCCAGCUACGGACUGCUGACUGAAACCCAUCGCCAUGUUCACUGCAUCAUCUGCAUAUCAAUUCUAAAUCUAUAAAAUACUUA